CAAAAAUUAACCAAAGGUAUAAUACCAGAAGGUGUUAAAGAGUUGCGUUUGGGUAAUACAAAACAAGAAUCAAUAAUUGAUUCAAUUCCUAAUACUGUAACAACUAUUACUUUAUGUGAUGGAUUCAAUCAAAAAUUAACCAAAGGUAUAAUACCAGAAGGUGUUAAAGAGUUACAUAUAGGUAAUAUAAAACAAGAACUAAUAAUUAAUUCAAUUCCUAAUACUGUAACAACUGUUACUUUUUUUCAAGGAUUCAAUCAAAAAUUAACCAAAGGUAUAAUACCAGAAGGGGUUAAAGUGUUGCGUUUGGGUAAUACAAAACAAGAAUUAAUAAUCGAUUCAAUUCCUAAUACUGUAACAACUGUUAUUUUAUGUGAUGGAUUCAAUCAAAAAUUAACCAAAGGUAUAAUACCAGAAUGGGUUAAAGAGUUACAUAUAUUUGAUAUAAAACAAGAAUUAAUUAUUGAUUCAAUUCCUAAUACAUUAAAUAAUGUCUAUAUUUAUAAAAGUUGUAAAAAAUUAAUUGAUUCUUUCGUCCCUGUAAAUGUCAAAAUAGUAAACAUUUAA
Dictyostelium discoideum AX4 is the source of this 567-nucleotide messenger RNA. RefSeq lists its product as hypothetical. The annotation marks the transcript as partial. The record is from RefSeq and is a predicted model, not a curated record. Lineage: Eukaryota; Evosea; Eumycetozoa; Dictyosteliales; Dictyosteliaceae. The transcript has a single exon.